Molecule: messenger RNA, 330 nt
Organism: Necator americanus (New World hookworm)
Lineage: Eukaryota; Metazoa; Nematoda; Chromadorea; Rhabditida; Ancylostomatidae
Exons: 4
Coding region: 1-330 (109 amino acids)
Biological process (GO): protein insertion into ER membrane
Cellular component (GO): endoplasmic reticulum membrane
Molecular function (GO): protein folding chaperone
Source: RefSeq, a predicted model, not a curated record
AUGCAAUCACAGCCUGAUCCACGAAGGCCAAAUAGAAUAGUGAGAUUCAAAGCUACAGACUCGCAGACGAACAAUGCGGUCAGUGACGAUCCUCUUCCUGAGUAUAUGAACGUACUAGGAAUGAUUUUCAGUAUGUGCGGAUUGAUGAUGAGGAUGAAAUGGUGUGCUUGGAUGGCUCUCUUGUGUUCUUGCGUUAGCUUCGCAAACACAAGGUCAUCAGAUGAUGCGAAGCAAAUCGUAAGCAGUUUCAUGCUAUCAGUCUCGGCUGUCGUUAUGAGUUAUCUUCAAAAUCCUCAACCGAUCAUACCUCCAUGGGCUUCAUUUAUGUGA